AUGCCGUUGCGUAGAUCAAGCCCUUCAAGAAAGUCUGGAGGAUGGAUGGUGGAUGGGGAAAAGAAUAAGGUGGGAGAUGAGGAUGAACAGCGACAUCAGAAACAGGAUCAAUCACUCAAUCAGAAUGAGAGCGACGAGGAAGAUCACUUAGAAGACGAGGACGAAAGGGAUGAUCCGAAUUACGAAACACCUGAACCUUCGGACGAAGACUUGGAUGAGACUCGAGAUUCCGAUCUGACUAAUGAGGACCACGAUUUAAGGAGAGGUCAGCAAUAUCUAGGAAGAGGAAGCGAAUCCCCUAUCUCCCAUCCAUCCAACAGAUCCGUCAGAGUCUUUCGCAUUGGGCAGCCAGGCGAGCCAAACGAAUUUGUCCGUCCGGAUCUGCUACCUCCUGAUUACACAGGUCCCCCGGUGGUCAACAUGAACAUCACCGACAAACUACAAGAAAUGUUAGAGAUGGACGAGAUUCACGUUGUCACUGCGAUUUUUCUAGUAUGUCGCAUACGAGUAUACGAGAAGCGGUUCCCCGAAGAGGAGGAAAGUGUGGAAUCUGACAGACUACUGUUGGAUAAAGUAGCUUUUGAGCUCCUGAAGGCUUUUAAAGCCGAGGUGGAUAAGGUGGGUCGUAACAUGGACCUUGUGCCAUCUCAAGCGGCAAUUCGGGAAGUCUUAGGGGAGAGCCUGUUGUCAGAUGAGGACUGGAGCCAACUCGAAUUUUAUGCUUCUGCCUACGUCGAUGAGGAGAAUCUGGAUGAAUGGGAAGAUGUUAUGGAUCUGGAGUGGGAGACCAUUGGUAGGACUGAAGAAAAUUUGAGGUUGCUCAAGAAAGGCCGUCUUCCCGAUGUAAACAACCGAAAGUUGAUGGAUACAUUGGUGAGAAAGCUGGCCUUAGAAAUGGAAAGAGAAGACGAGAAUGCCGAGAUUGAUGAGAAUGAGAACCGUUUGGCUGGUGAUACAUAUAUACCUCCUGGAGGGAAGAAGGGUAAGAAGUUGUCGAAGGAUAGGGGGAAGACUAAACAGCCACAGGGUUCUGCAAGCAUAAGAGAGAGGUCUAAAUCAGAGAUUGAGCAAAGAAAGGCUCAUGGUAAAAUUCUGAAGAAGAGGAGAGAGGCGCAAGAGGCAGAUGAUGAGUUGGAACUUUAG
This is a messenger RNA of Kwoniella mangroviensis CBS 8507, 1143 nucleotides long. RefSeq lists its product as uncharacterized. NCBI's taxonomy places the organism in Eukaryota, Fungi, Basidiomycota, Tremellomycetes, Tremellales, Cryptococcaceae. The transcript is spliced from 2 exons. Bases 1 to 1143 code for a protein of 380 amino acids. The record is from RefSeq and is a predicted model, not a curated record.